Messenger RNA from Otolemur garnettii (small-eared galago), 2616 nucleotides. RefSeq names its product sodium channel and clathrin linker 1 (gene SCLT1). The record is from RefSeq and is a predicted model, not a curated record. Bases 417 to 2384 code for a protein of 655 amino acids. Lineage: Eukaryota; Metazoa; Chordata; Mammalia; Primates; Galagidae. Gene Ontology annotation, biological process: clustering of voltage-gated sodium channels; cilium assembly. The transcript is spliced from 20 exons. Gene Ontology annotation, cellular component: centriole.
GACUUCCUCCGCCGACUUGGGGUUUCCCAGCCGUCCUGGUGUAGCCCCCCUCACCUCCGCUGCCCUCCUAAGGACCCCGCCACCAGGCUGUCCUCCAGCUCCCUCGGCGCUCUCCUAAGUGGCUCGAUAAGACCCUGAGUGACCCGGGGAACGCCUGUAACCUGUGUUCGCUUGGCACCAGAGUAGGAUUCGUUUGAAAAGAAUUCACUUGGAUCAUCCCCAGCAGUCCAAAAAUCUGAUCUGGGACACAAGAGAAGGAAGCGCGGCGGAGCUGUUUACGCCGCGGGAGCAGGAUGCUGAUUACACUGCUCGAUUGCUUGACAACCUACGAGCGUAGCUUUAGUUCCUUCUACCCUCGGCCCCCGCACAGCGAGAAGGUAAAGGUGGUGAAAGCUCCAAACUAAGAUUGUAUCGAAAUGGACACAGAAAUCAACUUGCUGAGAAAUGAAAAUCAAACGCUACAUCAUAUUCUUACCUGGUACCAAAGAGAUAGUUUUCCCAAAUAUUCAUCUGUACAGAAAUCUGUCUUCAGAGGACAUGGAGAUGACGUGUUGGGAAACUCAGUAACUAACCAAAGCUUUUUAGCUCCUCUUAUUGCUGAGUAUGAUAACCUUCUAGCACAACUAAAUGAGCAGCUGAAAUAUUAUCAGAAGCAGAUGGGUGAGCUGAAACUACAACUUGAAAAUGUCAUCAAAGAAAAUGAAAGGUUACACAGUGAAUUAAAAGACGUUGUUGAAAAGCAAUUGGAGGCCCUUCCCCUUGACACAGAGAUAGGAAUAGCUAUAAGUACAGAUGAUGAAACAGUCAGAAACCUUCAAGAACAAUUGCAACUAGCCAAUCAAGAGAAAACUCAGGCUGUGGAACUCUGGCAGACUGUUUCUCAGGAGUUAGAGAGAUUACAGAAAUUGUAUCAGGAACAUAUGACUGAGGCCCAGAUUCACGUACUAGAAAGUCAAAAGCAAAAGGAUCAGCUGACCAAUUAUCAACAACUGACCAAGCAACUUCACAUUAAUAAGGUGAACACAGAAGUGGCUAACCAACAUAUUCUGAAAACAAUAACUGAACAAAGUGUGGAAAUUGAACAGCUCCGAAAACAACUUAGGCAAGCCAAGACAGAUAUGAGAAUUGCAGUAGCAAAAGUAGAAGAAUUAACUAAAGUGACUGAAGAUCUUCAGGGACAGAUGCAAAAGAAGGAGGAGGAUAUGAUGUCUGCCCAAGGAAGAGAGGAAGCAUCAGAUAGGCGUGUACAGCAAUUACAAACUAGUAUAAAACAAUUAGAAACAAGAUUAUGUGUGGAAAUCCAAGAGGCCAACCAAUUAAGAGCAGAAAAAACACACCUGGAAAAACAUACCAGAGACCUACAGGCAACGUGUAAUGAAUUAGAAAAUGAGAAAUUUGAGGCUAUUACAAGAGCCCGAAAUAGUAUGCAACUCUUAGAAGAAGCUAACCUUCAAAAAAAUCAGAUUACAAACACAAAAAAGCAAUAUAAUGUACAGAUUUCUCGAUUAUCAGAAGAACUGUCAGCCCUUCAAAUGGAAUGUGCUGAGAAACAAGGCCAAAUGGAAAGAACCAUUAAGGAAAAAAAAGCGGUAGAGGAAGAACUAGAAAAGGUUUACCGUGAAGGCAGAGGAAAUGAAAAUGAUUACAGAAAACUGGAAGAAAUGCACCAAAGAUGCUUAGUUGCAGAGCGUUCAAAAGAUGAUCUUCAGCUAACACUUAAGAGAGCAGAAAAUAGAAUAAAACAACUUGAAAUUAACUCCUCAGAAGAAAUAUCACGUUCCCAAGAAAUGAUUCAGAAACUUCAAAAUGUAUUGGAGUCUGAGAGAAAGAACUGUGGAUUUGUCAGUGAACAAAGGCUGAAACUUCAGCAAGAAAAUGAACAGUUACAGAAGGAGACUGAGAAUUUAAGAAAGAUUGCUCUGGAGGCUCAAAAAACAGCCAAAUUAAAGAUCAGUACAAUGGAACAUGAAUUUUCAAUAAAGGAACAUGGGUUUGAAGUUCAAUUGAGAGAGAUGGAAGACAGUAAUCGAAACUCCACCAUUGAACUGCGGCAUCUCUUAUCAACUCAACAGAAGGCAGCCAAUAGGUGGAAAGAAGAAACAAAGAAACUUACUGAAAGUGCAGAAAUUAGAAUCGGUAAUCUAAAGAGUGAGCUGAGUCGACAGAAACUUUAUACCCAAGAGCUGCUUUCUCAGCUGGAAAUAGCAAAUGAAAAGGUAGUUGAGAAUGAAAAGUUAAUUCUAGAGAAUCAAGAAAAAGCCAACAGACUUCAAAGGCGUCUAAAUCAGGCUGAAGAGAGAGCUGCUUCAGCUUCCCAGCAGCUCAGUGUGAUUACAGUGCAGAGAAGAAAAGCAGCCUCCAUGAUGAAUCUGGAAAAUAUUUAAAAAUAUUCAUAGUUCACUCACAGAACAUUAGAGUUGGGAAAGCAGUUGGACUAAGUGUAUUCAAGUGGUAAAACCUGCAGGGAAUGGUUAAGGCCUGUGUCAUUUUGCAUAAGCAUUUUGCAUUCUGUUUUGAGGGUUAUUGGAAAACAGAACAGUGACAGCUUCCUGUAAGUAAAGAAAAUAUAAUGCUUUAUUGCGCUUCACUGGAGAAUAAAGCCAGCUGAGAAGAACU